Messenger RNA from Sodiomyces alkalinus F11, 2243 nucleotides. RefSeq lists its product as hypothetical. Gene Ontology annotation, molecular function: protein binding. The record is from RefSeq and is a predicted model, not a curated record. The transcript is spliced from 3 exons. The coding region runs from base 141 to 2147 and encodes 668 amino acids. Lineage: Eukaryota; Fungi; Ascomycota; Sordariomycetes; Glomerellales; Plectosphaerellaceae.
ACCAACGGCCUUCUACCUGUGCAAAUACCCAUUUUGACCGUUGCGGAGCCUUCCUCGGAUUUUCCCCAUACCUGCGACCCAAUACUGCGUCUUUCCCCCGUUUAUUACGCCUGCUUUCGAAGCCAAUAUCUGUGGCCCUCAUGGCGCGCCAUCACAAUCACAGACACCCUGACAUGGUGUCUUCACAAAGGAAUAGGGACUUGGAAGAGUUCGUUGUGGAAAGCUGGAGAGAGUUCAACCGAAGACGACAAAGUACCGACGAUGAAGAAGAAGAUAGUCCCCGCGGAGCUACUACCAUCGUGCGCACUGUCAUCCACACCAUGUCUCCCACCUUCACAGGUGAAAUCGCCGGCUACAGGACACUAGGCGACGAUGAGGACACUUCGACCACGACUACGCAGACGCCGUCUACGCCCACCACUGUCCAGUCUCUGGCCCCUCCCGUCCAAGUAGAGCAGCCGACAACAACCGACACGACCUCCACCUCGACUUCGUCUCGGACGACUACCACGAUCCCCUCCGUCAUCAGUGAACCUACCAGAUCGAGUGUGGCUGGCACUCUUGCUGUCGACACCAACACUCCCGUGCUUCCCCCAACCCCCACGCGGACUGCUGACUCGGAAAGGAUCGUCAAUAUCCCCGCUUCAGCCAGCUCGGAGCCCUCUGCAGCCGGUGAAGGUUCUGGCACCAGUGCCGCUACCACGGCAGGCAUCGUCAUUGGCGUUCUCGCCGGUCUCCUUUUCAUUGGUCUCGCUGCCUUCCUCCUCUUCAGACGCCGCAAGAAGCAACUCAAGCACCAACAGAUGACGGAAGACGACGAGAAGGCCAACCCUCCAUUCGUCUCCGUGACCCCUGCCAGCCCACCAUCCCCGACCACGCGAUCCGAUCCCCGCGCGCCACGCCUCAGUCUUCGUCCCGUCACCCAGUUGUUCCCCAACUUCAACUUUGACAAGCGCGCGAGCAAAGGUGCCAACAUCGCCUUGAGCCCGGCCGCCGCCGCCGCCGGUGGUGUCGCUGCAGCCCCAGGCCUGACCCCUUGGGACAGGCCCAUGACAAGCGAAAGCACGGACCCAAAUAAUCCUUUCGGCCAGCAAGCGGAGCGCGUUCCCUCGCCCGUUGCCGAGGACCCGUUCAAUCCACCCGCGGAGAAGCCUCUUCCUCCUGGUCCUAGCCACCAAUUCGCACCCGCUGCUCCUCAGGGUUCGCCGGCGACAGACAGCCAUGCCAUUACCACGGAUAACGCGACGACCGCUACGUCUGCGGCCUCUGUAACGGCUGCCGGAGUAGCUGCCGCCGCCGUUGCUGCUGGCACGCUCACACGCAAGGCCUCGACUCGGAACGGUGGUCCCAAGGCAGUAGACCUGACUCUCCCACCACCUCUGUCCGAAGUUCCCCCGAGCCCUGCCGGUACUGAGUUCAGUAUCAACUCGGAAGGCCCCGGUCAAUCCAUCCCACACUCCACCUCGGCUGCUGCCAUCGCCGCGGCUGGAGGUCCAGCCAACUCCACAGUUCAUCGCGCGCAGCUCGACUUCAAGCCGACUCUGGAAGAUGAGAUGGAGCUUAGGGCUGGUCAGCUUGUGCGACUCCUCCACGAGUAUGACGACGGAUGGGCUCUUUGCAUCCGCCUCGACCGCUCUCAGCAGGGUGUUGUUCCCCGGACCUGCCUGUCAACUCGCCCUGUCAAGCCCAGACCACAGAACUCCGGACCUCGAGGACCUCCGGGCCCUCCUCGUGGACCUGGCCCUCAUCAUCACCCAGGUCAACGUCCCAUGCCAGGGCCCCACGGACCUCACGGGCCCUACAGCGGACCUCCCCGAAGUGGCCCCGGGUCUGGCCCACAAUCUCCCAUGAGACCUAUGCAGGGCCCCGGCCGGCCUGCAUCUCCUGCCGGACGUCGCCCUGCUUCGCCUUCCAGUGCUCGCGGCAUGAGCCCAGGCCCCCGCUAUCAGGGCCCUCCCGGUCCCCGACCACAGAGCCCGAGCGGCACGGGUCGGAGCCAGAGCCCCGCUGGAGUCGCAAGGAAUCCGCAACCGACUCGCAUGAGCCCCACCGGGUCACCGCCUCAGCAGUACCAACAACCAGUACCACGAGCAGGACCGCCGACUGGGCCUGUAGAACGCAAACCUCUCCCUGGCCAGGCUCUCUGACGGCAACCCUGUCCGAUUCCAAGCCUAUACCCUAGGGCCUAGCGAUGGAGUAAGCAGGCUCCGUGGCGUCGAAGAGGCGGCCGCCGCUCAUACCUC